AUGACAACAGCACAAAAACCAACCACAAAAGAAUUCCCCCCACUAUGGAAACAGUUUUCCAACUUCACAAACACGCACCCACUCGGCAUUGAAAAGACUCUCCGAUUCAUUCAAGCUGUCGUCACGAUUCUGUCUUCUAGUAUCUUUGUCUCAUACAUUCCGAAUUCAGUGUAUGCGGUCAAGUGUGCUUCUGCGAAGAAUCAGAUUGCUCUAGCAAGGCGAUAUUUGAGAUUUUUCAAAUUCAUCGAUUGCUUUGACGCGGGAUACACAGCGUGGCUUGUCCCGGCACCGCUUGAAUCUGAUGCAGUCAGGAAGAUUGCCUCUGUUGGUAAAUGGUCUUUCCUGGGAGUAUAUUUCUUCUUGGAGGAUUUAACAAUUUUGGAUGCAAUGGGUAUAUGGGUAACACCCUGGGCUCAAGAACUCUUCAUCGAAUGCCAUAAAUGGUGGUUCUUUGGUCUCGCAUUGAGUAUCAUAGGCUCUACCGUUGACAUCUUCCUUCCGGUAUCUGAGCCAACUCUCACUUCAUCAGCAGUGAAGCAAUCUGAAAAGAAGACUGUUACUAGCGAGAAGGAGAAGAAGAAGCAGCCGCUGCCGGUGAAACGUGAUUUGACACCGCUGGUCAAAGGUCUUAUUGUCGAUUCGUGCGAUAUUGUGAUCCCCGGUAGUGUACUGGGUUGGAUUCCGGCCUCGUCGACGCAGGUUGGACUUAUGAUGGUUGUGAGUACGUUGGUUUCUUCGGGAGGUAUUUGGGCCCAGGUCAAUAAGUGA
Molecule: messenger RNA, 768 nt
Organism: Talaromyces stipitatus ATCC 10500
Lineage: Eukaryota; Fungi; Ascomycota; Eurotiomycetes; Eurotiales; Trichocomaceae
Product: PEX11 domain protein
Exons: 3
Coding region: 1-768 (255 amino acids)
Biological process (GO): regulation of peroxisome size; peroxisome fission
Cellular component (GO): peroxisomal membrane
Source: RefSeq, a predicted model, not a curated record